AUGAAUAAAUUAAUAUUGUCAAUAUUAUUUACUUUUGUGUUGCUUGCUUAUGUUAUCAUAGAUAUUGUAUAUAAUGAUGAAAUUUGGGAUGCUAGCAAAUAAUUAGCAAUAUCAAUGUAAUAAACAACACCUUUUUUUGAACGAUUGGUAUAUGAAUUUUUUACAUACAUUGUUUUUAUUCCACCAAUAGCAGCAUUUUAUUGCUUCGUUUAUGAUAAUAAUAAAUUAAACUCCUUACUUUAUUUGAGUGUAGUUGUAGUAAGUGUAACAACAAAUGAAAUUUUAAAGAAUAUCUACCAUUAAGCAAGACCAUAUAUGAUUGAACCAGAUAUUAAGAGGUAUAUAUAAAAAUAGAGUUUUAGUUUGAAAUGUAACUCAGAUUAUGGGAAGCCUUCAGGACAUUCUCAAAAUUCUAUGGUUAUGCUAAUUUUAAUGCCAGCAAUUCUAUUCCCAUCAUUAAAAUAGUUAUAAAGGCAAAAAGUUUAAGUUGAAUUUUAAGAAUGUAUGCAUUGAAAUGAAAUUUUAGAAUUUGAAAAUAGUGGAAAUUUCACAGGAUACACAAUACCAAAUUUGGAGAAUUCAGAUCUUGGGGUAAUAAUUAUGAGAAUAUUUAGUUAAGAAUAGCAAAUUAUAAGAUAGCAAAAAUGUACAAUCAAAAUGUAAAAUUGUAAUGAAAUUAAUACUAAUUAUUUUCAUUCUUUUAAGUAUUGUGAUGACUGGAUUAUCUAGAAUAUUUCUCGGAGUACAUUCAAUAGGAUAAGUUUUGCUUGGUUGGGUAUGGGGUCUAUACAUAACUUUAAUGUAUAUUUUUAUAAUACAUUCAUCAUUAAGAGAGUAUUUAAUAUAUAAAUAUAAAUAUAGUUAUAUAAUAAGAUAGUUAACACCCAAAAAAAGUGGUUUAGAAUAAAUGAAUCAUUUUAUUCCUAUAUCCUUUUUAAUGUUGUUAGCAUUAUUAGGAUUAUCAAUAGGGUUGUUAAAAUUAAAUUCUUUAGUUUAUUAUGAUGAUUUAGAAAUGGAUAAAUGGAUUCAAAGAAUAAAUGAAUGCUAAUCUACAAAUUACACAAGAGUUUCUCCAUAAAUAUUAUAUAAUUCUUGUUUGUAAUUUACAGGAAUAGGAGCUAUGAUAACAGGACUGUUAGUUGGUGCUGUUUUAGUUUAAGGUACUUAUGAAGAAGGACUCUUUAAUAAAUGGAAAUCAAAGAUUCCAAUGUAAUAACAGAUGAAGAGAAUAUUAUUAUUAUUGCUUCCUUUUUUAUUUUUGAUACCAUUCUUAUUUAUUGCAUCUAACAAUGUAAUAAUUGAAUUUACAUGCAAAGUAUUGAUGCUCUAUAUUUUUUUAGAUAGUUCCACUAUCUUUUGGGGCAGGAUUUAUUAUAAAUGGAGUUUAUCCAUAUCUUUUAAGAAGAUUUAAUUUACAAAUUCCUGGAGACUUUCUUUUUUUAUAUAAAAGAAGAUCAUUUCAAAAUGAUCAAAGUUACGAUAGUCUAUAGAAGCACAUGUUAAGUGAAACGUAAUAAAAUGAUCUUUGAUUAAUAUAAUU
Molecule: messenger RNA, 1540 nt
Organism: Paramecium sonneborni
Lineage: Eukaryota; Ciliophora; Oligohymenophorea; Peniculida; Parameciidae
Source: the annotation of a GenBank genome assembly